Mycena citricolor is the source of this 1671-nucleotide messenger RNA. NCBI's taxonomy places the organism in Eukaryota, Fungi, Basidiomycota, Agaricomycetes, Agaricales, Mycenaceae. The record is from the annotation of a GenBank genome assembly.
AUUGACCCGGACUGCCAGGUCAUGGUGCCGCCGUGGUUUAGCCCUUCAUUCAGCUGACUAAGCCUUUGAUCCCCGGACCCUCACGAAUACCAUCAUCCGCAUCAGCUUGGCACACCGGUUCCUUGCCAGGUUUCCGCACGGGAGGCACCAAUCUCUAGGAAUUUCAACGAAUUUACGAUCAGAGGCGGGCAACUGUCCCCGGCUGCGACAAGGUCCGGGUUGUGUGGGCCACUAUAUAAUUCGGACGCGCUCCACAGACUAGUCCAUCACCUCCUCCUCCUCUCUCAAAUGCUCUUCUCUCUUGUAUUCACCGCGCUCUUGACUAGUGUUGCGCAGGGCCUCAUCAUCGAGCGGUUCGCCACCCCUGCCGGCGGCCAGUGCAUCACCGCCUCCUCCAACGCGGACGGCGCCGCCCUGGUCAUCGACAACUGCGACACCGUGAACAGCCCCGCGAGCCAGGAAUGGUCGUUCUCGCCAUUCACGCGCCAGAACUCCGGCCCCCAGCCGAUCAAGGUAUUCGGUAAUAAGUGCAUCGACGUCACGAACGGCGUCAAGGCCAACGGCACGAAGCUGCAGAUCUGGACGUGCGCGGCGGGAAAUACCAACCAGCAGUGGAUCUCCGCGACCGACAGCACCCUGCGCUUGAAUGGCACGAACAUGUGCAUCGACCUCACGGAUGGGAACGGCACCCCCGGGACGCAGCUGCAACUCUGGACGUGUGCGUUCCGGAACACGAACCAGCAGUGGACGGCCCUGCCCAACCCGAGACUCGUCUCGAAUGUCCUCACGACCGUCGUCUCGUCCACGGACACGGUCGCACACUGCAUGGCCGCGGUGUCCAACGCGGACGGCGCGGCGGUCGUGAUCGUCGGCUGCCUCGAGACGGACUUCGCGAUCGAGCUCCCCAACGGUAACAUCACCUGGACGGCCCCGUCGCAGGGCUUCACCGGCCCCAUCACGACGUACGACAACAAGUGUCUCGACGUCACGGGCGGAUCGACCGCCGACGGCACGAAACUGCAGAUCUGGACGUGCACCCCGGGAAACACGAACCAGAUCUUCACGAACAACGGUGACCAGCUCGUCUGGGCUGGAAAGAACAAGUGUGUGGAUCUGACCGACGGCAGUCUCGUGAGCCGCAACCCGGUGAAUCCAAACCUGGGGUUGUGCGUCCCCAUCGAACAGCAACAACCACCAGGAUUGGUUCGUCUCGCCCCUCUCCCUUUGAGGGCAGACAUCAGCUUCUUGUAUCUCGGACAGUCGGACUCGCGUAAGUAAAACACAAGAAUCUAGCACUGAUAAGUUGGUAGUCGAGACUUCUGUAGUGUUCACUGCUUGCUGAACAUUUAUGCUUUGAGUGGAAAAUCGUGUUGCACGCUCGCUCUUGUUGCCUAAUCGCGACGUCAGAAGCUGGGCAAUCGUUAUCGUCCUUCGUGGACAGAUAUUUUCUUCAACUUUUUUCGCUUAAUCUUACCUUGAGGGUUUCAAAAGAUAUCGGUCUAUCAAGCAGAUAAGAUGACACCAUGCUGAGUCCUGAGGUCCCCCAAAGCAACCAUAACGGGCCUUCUUGCUCGGAAGUGUUGUACAUUGCCACCAGCAAGACGAAAGCAAUUCAAUAUGUAUUUGAGGUUUGCCGUAAGGAAAAAACUAGCAUGUAACAGGAGAUGGUGA